AUGGCAGGCUCUGUCUUGCUUGAAUCUGACGACGAAUAUGGCUAUGAUCUUUCGGUGGAAGAUGAAACGUUGCUAAACCAGCUUAUUACCAACGUUCCCGACGCCGUAUCGACUUCGUCGCGCAACCCUACCAUUGCCGUCAUCGCUGCAGACCUGGGAAUCGACACUAUUAUUGAGGAGGAGUGCCGCCUAGACGAUGGUCCUGCCAGUUCCGUCUCUUACAAGAGGGCUGCCUUGGCCAAAUCGCCGUUGCAGCCCACUCAUAACAGUCGUCAGGCUGCUUCAGGUACCGUCGAGAAGAAGCCAAGAACCAGAUCUCCGUCGCCGCAUGGCGAACAUGUCGUCGGUUCCGCGGAUUUCACUGAUCUUACUGCCGGAACCUGGUGCGAACUACAGUACUUCUACACCCUUACUCGAUUGCCUUUUGGCCGGAAGACGCGGACGGCAGCAAUGAAGCAAGGGACCAAGGUGCAUCAAGACCUUGAAGACGAAGUACAUACGACAGUUCGCGUCGAGAUAGCCAGCAGAGUAGAUGGGUUUGGGUUACGGAUUUGGAAUAUAAUCCAGGGGCUUCGUACUCUGCGUGAAAUGGGUAUGACCCGCGAGCUCGAGGUCUGGGGGUUUGUGGACGGGAACCUAGUCAAUGGCGUCAUCGAUGGCCUUAGCUAUAAGGACCCAGAUCCAGAGUUGGCGGAACGGCUAAGGAAAGAGCCGGGAAGCCAGAACCAGGUCGCCAUCACUGAUUUCUUUCCAUCGAAGAAGCCUUCAAGAGGCAAGAUCCCUAGGGUCUAUCUAACAGAUGUAAAGACACGAGGCACAAAAAAGGUUCCCAAUAGUUCAUCCUUGCUGUGGCCUGCGAAGGUGCAGCUUUCCCUUUACCAGCGGUUCCUGUCAGAAAUGGCAGCAGACAAGUUAGAUUACCUCCGUAUCUUUCGACGUUACAACCUCGACCCAGACGAACCCUUCUCAGACUCGUUCAUCGCCCAGAUCGGGACCUUGCAUGAAGAGCUUUUUGAGGUUGAGUCCUCGGAUGAAGAGGAAUAUGUUCCACCAUCUUCUGGCCGAACCAAAAACGACAUAGAGUCGGACGCUGCGUCCGACCAUUCUACAUCAAAUUUCAUCAAAUACACAACGCUCCGCGAGGUCCUUCCCCUCCUUGUCUCGGAGCUGAAAGAGACCUUUCCCCACGGAUCGGAUUCCGUUGGGCGAUUGCUGGAGGUCGAGUACAGAUAUCGCGGCGACGGUUCGCUCAUUGCCAACCAGACCUUCACCAUGGAUGACCACGAGCUGGACCAUUACCUUGGUAAUACCAUGGAGUGGUGGAGAGCUGAUCGGGAACCCAAGGGCGUGCAAAUUGAAGAAGCGUACAAGUGCCGCAUGUGCGAAUUUGCCGACGACUGCACAUGGCGGUCAGCGAUGGAUGAGGAGAGGCUGCAAGCUGUGCGACAACGACUCGAGAGUCGCAGCAAGCAUGUCACUGCUAGUGGGAAAGUUCACCGCCCGGAAACAGGUGCCGUCUCCACAAUCGACGUCAUCUUCGGCACAAUGGCCAGAUCGCAAAAGGACCCUGAAAUUAUCGAGCUAGCUCGCACUUUGGAGAACACACCAUGGUGCGAGGAAUAUGAGAAGAUGAUUUCUGGCAUGAUGUACAACCCUGUCGACCCGAUCUUGAUCGAUGGUCGUCACCGCAGCCGCUGUCUGGCUCGGGAUUUCAAUGAAAUCGACCAUCGCAAGUACACGGCCGAUGAGGUCGGCGAGAAGAAGGCGGAAAUUCUCCAACGCAUGCUGGGAAAAGUCGGCGAGGGCACUUUCAUCGAAGCGCCGUUCAUUGCGGAUUAUGGAUGCAACGUCAUUUUUGGCAAGAACUGCUUUGCAAACUUCAAUCUUGUCACCAUCGGCGACCGUGUCCAGUUCGGCCCCAACGUGAGCAUCUAUGGCGCCGGCCACGACACGUCCGUUCUUUCACGCAUCAAGUUCGUCGAGUACGGUCUGCCAGUGCGCAUCGAGGAUGACUGCUGGAUUGGAGGUGGUGUGAUCAUUAUGCCUGGCGUCACUAUCGGCAAGGGCACAACGGUCGGAUCUGGAGCUAUUGUGACGAAGAGUCUCCCGCCGUAUUCCGUUGCUGUCGGAAGCCCGGCCAAGGUCAUCAAGACCCUGCAGACCGUUGAAGAGGAGUUGGCUGACCCGAAGAACCCGUACCGGGAUUUGCCUGGGAACUUGCCUGACAGAGAUUGA
Molecule: messenger RNA, 2235 nt
Organism: Colletotrichum truncatum
Lineage: Eukaryota; Fungi; Ascomycota; Sordariomycetes; Glomerellales; Glomerellaceae
Source: RefSeq, a predicted model, not a curated record